AUGCAAUCCCCUUCCUUGUAAAAACAAUCAGAAAAUUCAUAAAAAAGUGAUUAGUACAUACAGGGUUGGCUUCCAGUUAAAAGUGAUAUUGAAUAAUCAAUAAUAUCAUAUUUAGAUUCUCUUGGAAUCAAUCAACUAAUUUUGGUUGACAAAUUUUCAAAUCAAAAACGAAAUUCAUUGUUGUCAUUAGAAAAUGUUGGAACUCCUAAAUCAUAAAAAAUCCUAUCUCUUAAUCUUGAUUCUGAACUCGUAUAGAGAAGAAGCUUCAGAUAUUCUUCAGAUUAGAUUUGA
Paramecium sonneborni is the source of this 291-nucleotide messenger RNA. The record is from the annotation of a GenBank genome assembly. Lineage: Eukaryota; Ciliophora; Oligohymenophorea; Peniculida; Parameciidae.